Mytilus californianus (California mussel) is the source of this 2017-nucleotide messenger RNA. RefSeq names its product carboxypeptidase B-like. Gene Ontology annotation, molecular function: metallocarboxypeptidase activity; zinc ion binding. The coding region runs from base 639 to 1610 and encodes 323 amino acids. The transcript has 2 exons. Gene Ontology annotation, biological process: proteolysis. The record is from RefSeq and is a predicted model, not a curated record. NCBI's taxonomy places the organism in Eukaryota, Metazoa, Mollusca, Bivalvia, Mytilida, Mytilidae.
ACAAAAUGUAAACUGGCUCUCCGUUUCUGUGUUUUGUCAUAAGAUAAGAUGUUUUCAUUCCAAUAAAAGGGCCCAUGAUGAACAAUUUCCCCAAUGAUUACUAUCCAUGUAUUUGCAGUCUUCUCGAUUGCGUCACAUUCAAUGUUUGCAUGGGGAAACGGUCCGUUAGAAUUUGCUUAAAAACUUCAAAAAUGUUAAUCUUUGCUGCAUAUCAAUCGAUUCCUUUGAAAUUAUUCCCCUGAAUUUCUUUGGUCUAGCUGCAUACAUAUACGGAUGAUUGGCAAGUUUAAGAGAGGUAUGCAGCCAGUAGAAAAAUAAAUUGAAGUUGGAAUUCCGAUGUAAUUUCCUGUUUUAAUAGUAUCGGUAUAUUAGAAAUGAAAUUUAGUUAAAAAAAGUUGUGUCGUAUUGCUUGGCUAAAUUUAAGACAUAAAAUGUAAAUGUCAUAUGAUUUACAAUAAUGUGUAGGCAAGCGUUAAACGACAUGUUAAAAAUAAAGGUUUUUAUGACAGAUGUCUCAUACUAAGUUGUUAUUCAAUACAAUCCAUGAUUAUGUAAUUACAAAGUCAUGUUAAUGUACAAAACACAUUGAUAAUAUCUCACCAAGGAAAAUAGAACACUAUCUAAACAGAAUUUGGAAGAUGAACCAAAUAAUUUGUGUAUCAUUCUUGCUGCAAAUAGGCUUUGCCUUUCAUUUUAACAAGUACAAUGCAUUAGAUAAAAUAGAAAAGUACCUGGCAACUUUUAAUUGUAACCACGGCACGGUUAAGUCUAAGGUUGAGAUCAUCGGUAAAACCUUCGAGGAGAGAAGUAUUUACAUGGUGAAGAUGUUUACUAAGCGGAAGACACAAUGUGGGAGCUGUAAGGGAAAAUCUAAGAAGGCUAUUCUAGUUGACGGUGGAACACAUCCCAGAGAUUUUAUUUCACAUGCAUUUGUUUUGUACUUUCUAAACUUCCUUAAAACCACCCAAGCAGGGUAUUACCUUGUCAAAAAGUUUGAUUGGUACUUCAUACCUGUCUUAAAUCCAGAUGGUUAUGUAUACGCAACGAAUUUUGAGCGUCUUUGGAGGAAAAAUAGAAACCCGUUUAAUGAAACAUGCAUAGGCACCGACCUGAAUAGAAAUUAUGGAAUGCAGUGGAAUCCAGAAAACGGUGGUUCCAGAAAUCCUUGCAAUGAGUUUUAUUCUGGUCCGUUCCCUUUCAGUGAACUAGAAAGUCAGGCAGAAAGAAACCUGAUGUUGAAAAAGGCUUUUAUUGGUUAUCUAAGUAUACACAGCUUUGGCCAACUGUGGAUAUAUCCUUGGGGAUUUACGAAAGAUCCGGUACCUGAUAAACCCACCCUAGAUAAAUGCGCUAAAGCUGCAGCAUCAGCAGCGACAGCUCGGAAUGGAGUUGUAUAUAGUUCGAGGCAGACUUCAGAAAAAUCUACCUUAGGUGGUCUUUCAGCAGAUUAUGCAAAAGCAGCAGGAAUUAAGUUUCCGUACGAAGUUUUGUUGCGAGACAAAGGGACAUUUGGACAUCUUUUACCCGAAGAUCAAAUUAUUGCAACUUGUGAAGAAACAACAGAUGCAGUAAUUGCUUGGGCAAACUGUGUAUGUGCCGAAGUGAUGUAGCCUAGUAAAGACUGAAAUUUUGUUUAGAUAAACUUAGUACAGAAAUCGUGUUUUCUCUUCAUUUACUGCGGAAAAGACUUGAAUCAAAUUCCGAUCCAUUCAUUGAUUUUGUAGCUGCAUUCACAUUUAAGCCUUUCAAGCUACAAUUUCUCUUUUUCUCAUGUAAAUUUUUAAAGUUUUAAUUAUAUCGGUAAAUCAGGAAUGAUUAUUCUUACUAAAUACGGAUACAGUAAUCCGUUUUUGGUAAAUGUAAUAUCUAAAGAUUUUUGAUACAUUUAGUUUUGAAAUUUAGUUUAAAAUAUGAUGUAUCUUGCUUGGAUAAAUUUAAGACGUAAAAUGUAAAUGCACUAUGAUUUAAUAGAAUGUCUAAGUUAGCGUUAAACGAAAAGAAAAAGGUUUUUUUGACA